Molecule: messenger RNA, 1358 nt
Organism: Labeo rohita (rohu)
Lineage: Eukaryota; Metazoa; Chordata; Actinopteri; Cypriniformes; Cyprinidae
Product: erythroid membrane-associated protein
Exons: 5
Coding region: 113-889 (258 amino acids)
Molecular function (GO): protein binding
Source: RefSeq, a predicted model, not a curated record
UUAAGUUAUGUAAAGCUAAAACAAUUUACUGUCUAUGUAUGUUUUUGUCCUUUCAUUAAAAUAUGUUUGAUUUACACAAUGUGCUGAAUUACUCUUCUGUUUUGCUGGUAAUAUGUUUAAUUCUUGGAGGACACCAGUCAUUGUAAUUUCAGUUUUUGUUGUGCUCAGUGUCAUUGCUGGAAUACUGAUAGCUGUGUUUUAUCAUAAAAACAAAGAACACAAUCAACUACAGAAUAAACACAGUCAGCUACAGCAUGAGAAGAGGAGAAUACAACAUGAAUUUUCUUUAGAACAUGAUCAACUUUUGAGAACAAUUCUGCCUAAAGCUCUUACAUAUUUAAGAACAUACAAGGUGAAUGUGAUUCUGGAUGCUGAUACGGCUCAUCCACAUCUCAUCAUGUCUCGUGGUGGGAAACAAGUGAGAUAUAAAAACACACAAACAAAAGGAGUAGAUGGAGGAAAAGACAGAUUUGAUCAGUAUCUUGGUGUUGUUGGGAAGGAUGGAUUCUCCUCAGGGUGUUUCUACUUUGAGGUGCAGGUGAAGGGACAAACUGUGUGGGAUUUAGGAGUGACCAGAGAAUCUGUUAACAGGAAGGACUGGAUCAGUCUGAGACCUGAGAAAGGAUACUGGAUUGUGGGACAAAGACAUAGAGAGUAUCGAGCUCGUAAUUCUCCUGAUUACUCUUUUUCUCUGAAUGCGAAUCUUCAGAGGGUCGGUGUGUUUGUGGAUUAUGAGAAGGGUCUCGUCUCUUUUAAUGAUGUGGAGUCCAAAUCUCAUAUCUACUCUUACACUGAUCAGUGUUUUAAUGAGAAACUCUAUCCAUUUGUUUGUUUGGGGUUUAAUAGAAAUACAAACUCCACACCACUGAUCAUCUGUGAUGAUUACUAAUGAGAUCAGUGAAUUUACAUGAUCAACUAAAAUAAAAGAAAAUGCAAUUAAAAUAGUAACAGCAAUAACUAGAUAGUAAAGUUCGAAGACAAACUUUGAAGUUGGUUUGAGAACUUUUUUUAGUAGAAACUGCAGAGAAGAACAUGUAUGUACAAACCUAUGAGCUUUCAGGAUGAGCAGUGUGUUACAUAAUGUUGUCUUGAAUAAAGAGAUAUAUUAGACAUCAAGUACAAUGUAGAGAAAGAUGAGCACUUCGAAAUGUAUAUAAACCUGUAAAACUCACUGACUGUCACACAUUUGAUUUCAAGGAAGAACUCAAACAAAAAGGAAUACUUUGUCAUCUUUUACUUACUGUCAUGUUAUUUCAAGCUUUAGUGGAACAUGAAAUAUGAUGAUAUGCAGCAUGUUCUCUUGCAGCAUGUUCACUUGCUGCUCUUUUUAAUACAAUUAAAUGGCAAAGAAGCAUAAU